This is a messenger RNA of Mandrillus leucophaeus (drill), 2876 nucleotides long. RefSeq lists its product as uncharacterized. NCBI's taxonomy places the organism in Eukaryota, Metazoa, Chordata, Mammalia, Primates, Cercopithecidae. Gene Ontology annotation, cellular component: nucleosome. The record is from RefSeq and is a predicted model, not a curated record. Gene Ontology annotation, molecular function: protein heterodimerization activity; structural constituent of chromatin; DNA binding.
AUGGCUCGUACAAAGCCGACUGCCCGCAAAUCCACCGGCAGAUCCACCGGUGGUAAAGCACCCAGGAAGCAACUGGCCACAAAAGCCGCUCGCAAGAGUGCGCCCACUACUGGAGGGGUGAAGAAACCUCAUCGCUACAGGCCUGGUACAGUGGCACUCCGUGAAGUUAUGAUUUGCAAACUUCCCUUCCAGCGUCUGGUGCGAGAAAUUGCUCAGGACUUUAAAACAGAUCUGCGCUUCCAGAGAGCAGCUAUAGGUGCUUUGCAGGAGGCAAGUGAGGCCUAUCUGGUUGGCCUUUUUGAAGACACCAACCUGUGUGCUAUCCAUGCCAAACGUGUAACAAUUAUGCCAAAAGACAUCCAGCUAGCACGCCGCAUACGUGGAGAACGUGCUUACGAAUCCACCACGAUGGGAAACAUUUCAUUAGAAAAAAUUCUCUUCUUCCUGUUAUUGGUAGUUCUGAACGUUAUUUUUUUUCCCAUGGGGUCAAAAGUAACUCGAAACAUGCUUCCGUCGGAACUCCGGAGAACUUCAACCUUAGCUGAUUCGAAUUUAUCGAGGAAGAAUUCUAAACUGCUGGUGUUUAGAAGUGGCGUGCAGCCCCAUAUGGAUGGCCAGUGUGCACUUCUCAUUCUCCAGGAUAAUUUGGCAAAGGACAAGAAGUCAUUUAAAGAAGAGAAACUUUCCAGAGUUGUUAUCUUGUCCAACGAAUUAAAAGAUGUCUGUGAAAAGAAACAUAUAUUCCUCAUGGGAAUAUAUCCAGGGAACGCUCCUAUUCAUAAUCUCCGUGGGCAGAUCCGAACAAGUUUUGGGAAAGCAAUUGCGAGAGACGCCUCCACGGCACCCGCGCUCAGACGUCAAAGGAUGAAGUUGUUGGUGACGUCAUCCAGGGCGGGGCUGCAUAGGGUUCCUGAAAGCGGCUUUGGGAGCUGGUUAGUCAUGUCUGGACGUGGUAAGGGUGGGAAAGGCUUAGGUAAGGGAGGCGCUAAGCGUCACCGCAAGGUUUUGCGGGACAACAUUCAGGGCAUCACUAAGCCAGCCAUCCGGCGCCUUGCUCGCCGCGGCGGUGUCAAGCGUAUUUCUGGCCUUAUCUAUGAGGAGACCCGUGGUGUUCUGAAGGUGUUCCUGGAGAACGUGAUUCGUGAUGCAGUCACUUACACGGAGCAUGCUAAACGCAAGACUGUAACAGCAAUGGAUGUGGUCUAUGCGCUGAAGCGACAGGGACGCACUCUUUACGGCUUCGGUGCAAUUGCGAGAGACGCCUCCACGGCACCCGCGCUCAGACGUCAAAGGAUGAAGUUGUUGGUGACGUCAUCCAGGGCGGGGCUGCAUAGGGUUCCUGAAAGCGGCUUUGGGAGCUGGUUAGUCAUGUCUGGACGUGGUAAGGGUGGGAAAGGCUUAGGUAAGGGAGGCGCUAAGCGUCACCGCAAGGUUUUGCGGGACAACAUUCAGGGCAUCACUAAGCCAGCCAUCCGGCGCCUUGCUCGCCGCGGCGGUGUCAAGCGUAUUUCUGGCCUUAUCUAUGAGGAGACCCGUGGUGUUCUGAAGGUGUUCCUGGAGAACGUGAUUCGUGAUGCAGUCACUUACACGGAGCAUGCUAAACGCAAGACUGUAACAGCAAUGGAUGUGGUCUAUGCGCUGAAGCGACAGGGACGCACUCUUUACGGCUUCGGUGGUUUUUGCUGGAAAAGCAGUCAUUGUGCACUAGUGUGCAUUUGCAGUUCUGUGGCUCCUGAUGGAUCUGAGAAGAUGGACGUCGAGGAUGAAAAUCUGUCUGAUUAUUUUGAACUGAUGUUUGUUGCUGUAACUAUUUACUUGGAGCUGGUGUACUUGGUGACAGCCUUGGUGCCCUCCGACACCGCGUGUUUGGCCAGCUCCCCGGGGAGUAGGAGGCGCACGGCCGUUUGGAUCUCCCUGGAACUCUCCUUACGGCUGCGCUUGCGCUUCUUGCCGUCCUUCUUCUGUGCCUUGGUCACCGCCUUCUUCGAGCCCUUCUUCGGGGCAGGGGCUGACUUAGCUGGUUCUGGCAUGUUGGCAGCCGAAGUGACACCGUCAAACGACCACAGGGAAAUGCUGGCGAGCCCAAACGCCCUCGGCAGCAAAGCUGGCGCCAAGGCUCAAACGCACUCUUCCAGGGCUGGUCUCCAGUUUUCUGUGGGCCGAGGGCACCGCCUGCUCCGCAAGGGCAACUACGCCGAGCGGGUGGGGGCCAGCGCGCCCGUGUACCUGGCGGCGGUGCUGGAGUACCUGACCGCCAAGAUCCUGGAGUUGGCGGGCAACGCGGCCCGCGACAGAAGACCUGCGUCAUUCCCCGACGCCUGCAGCUGGCCAUCCACCGCGAGAAGCUCAACAGGCUGCUGGAUGGCCCGCACCAAGCAGACUGCACGCAAGUCCACCGGUGGCAAAGCACCGCGCAAGCAGCUGGCCACUAAGGCGGCUCGGAAAAGCGCGCCGGCCACCGGCGGCGUGAAGAAGCCUCACCGCUACCGUCCCGGCACCGUGGCUCUGCGCGAGAUUCGCCGCUACCAGAAGUCGACUGAGCUGCUGAUCCGAAAGUUGCCUUUCCAGCGCCUGGUGCGAGAAAUCGCUCAGGACUUCAAGACGGAUCUUCGCUUUCAGAGUUCCGCGGUGAUGGCCCUGCAGGAGGCCUGCGAAGCCUAUUUGGUGGGGCUCUUUGAGGACACCAACCUGUGUGCCAUCCAUGCUAAGCGAGUGACUAUCAUGCCCAAGGACAUUCAGCUCGCUCGCCGCAUUCGUGGGGAGAGAGCGUAGAGGUUUCUGGGUAAUAAUUCUCUCCAACCCAAAGGCUCUUUUAAGAGCCGCCUACUUUCACCCGAAAAUAGCUGUGAUUGACUAAUCGAAUCUUUGAAACUGAA